GUUUCCGUCAAGUAAAACCUCGGGUCCUAAAAACUAGUCAUUUCCUUCCAAUUCCUGGGGGAUAACUCCGGAGUACUGGAUCAGUCAGGCAUUCCCCUCCUGGAGGAGAGCCCGGCUCGCCAAUCGAUAUUCUCCCUCCGUGGACACUACUGAAAAGUGUGCGACUGGGCCGGAGGGUAGGGGAGGGGAACGCGUGAUUUAUAGAAAUAAAAAAUUAUCGAUCUCAAAAUUUUAGGUGACAAAAGAAAAAGAAUUUAAAUAAUUAAGUAGUUACAAAACACGAUUAAGCGGACAAUUAAUUGGAUUGAGUGAGAAAAAAAGAAUUUCCAAACUGGCACUGCCGAAAUCAUUAGGAACCGAGGGGAUUAAUACCAAAAUUAAAUGAUAAAUAAAUUUGAAUGGUUAAGACACGUGUUCAUGGGUCAGUUAAUCAUGGAGGAGAAAAUCGAAAUGGGAGAAUGAUUUUUAGAAUUUAAUAAUCAAUUGCAAAUGUACACGAAUUACCAAUUUUCCACGCUUUCACGACUCUCAAACGUGCUCAGCUGAUUCAAUAAUUAAUAAUUUAACGAUUGAUAAGUAAUCACCGAUUUAUAUUUCAUUAAUGGAGCGUCCAUAAUUUUAAUAAAAUUACGAACCAUUUAGUGAAAAGCUGAACAUAAAAGUAUUUCUAAGGCCUGAUAAUUUCUUAUAGAGCAAAAAAAAUGAUUCCAAAAAUCAAUGGAAAAAAAAUUGAUUGAAUGAUAGGCUAGAUUUGAGUCGUGUCAUUGCAAUUGAGCGAAUGAAUACAAUAGAAGAAUCAGGGAGAAAAUAUGGAUUAAUGUAAAGAUAUGUGAAAGAAGGUUUAAUCGAGGGAAAAAGUACAAAAGAGGGAGAAUUUUUGAAGAAUUAUUUUUCUCGUAAGUGGGGAAAAAAAUAAAUCAGAUAACCUGGAGUCUGACGGGGAGUCCCGUUGCGAGCUGGGAGACUUGAGACGUAGGGUGGAGAAGUACGGAUACAUAAAUCGAGGUUCCUUGGGUCGUUUCGACCCAAGUGCUGCCUCGAUAAUUGAUUCCGACGAGUCAACGGUGAUAAUGGGCGCCCAGCAGGAGGAGGAUACUAAAUCGAGUACUGCUGGGGACAUUGGAAAUGUUGAUGCACAAAUUCCUCUUGCUGAGAUGCAGAGUUUCGUGGAAAAAGCGAAAUUCUAUACUUCAUUGUGUCUUGGAACAACAGCGAUACUGGCGGUUUUUGGAUUUUUAUUUCUUAUUCCCUUCGUGGUGGAGCCAGCUAUAUCAACGAUUCUCGCCGAUUUUUCACCGCAUGCUGUCGCUUGUGUGGUGACGGAACAUGUCUAUGUGGAGGGGCUGAAGAAUUGUUCUUGGGCGAGUUGUAGAGAGGGCUGUACUAGUGCUGCAAUCAGAUGUCAUCAGGUCAAAGUCAAUUACUCAAAACUACCGUACGAGGAUUUCACAAAAAAGCCAGUAGGUACAGUACCAUGGGACGUCGCGGAUACAAAAUUUUUCAUCAACACAGAAGGUUGUGGAUAUCCACCAAGAGUCAAUUGUUCAGAAUUCGCUAAGAAAUUUGGCUACCAGAACAUGGGGAAAAUUUUCCCAUGUUACUACAGCAGAACUUAUCCAGAGACUGUGGUUUCCAGGUACUCUUGGGACGAAAAUCUGAGGCAUUUGGUGCUUGCUCUAGUGACCCCAAUUGUCCUAUUCAUUGUCUCCUUGGGUGUACUUUGUUACUGGUACUGUCCACCCAUGGGAAAGACUUGCGGUGGCCCUGGACGUAAUUUAAUAGAUAAAUAUGCGCGAAAGGAAGAUUUGGAACCAUUAUUGCAGCAUUCUUGCGGAGGACGAAUUCGAGGAAGACGAAGAGGAGUACUGAUUGUUACCGAGGGCUCACCCCCCAGCGAGGGAGUGACGCCUGAUCCCACCAUCGCAGAGUCUAGUUUACUUCACGUUUUGAAUUUCAAUGAGAAUAAUUGGCCUGUCAUAGCUAACUAACGAACAUCCUCUGAGUCCAAUCCCAAAUUGGCUUCUACAACACCAAUAAUCGCUUUAUAGCCGCCAUUACCUAAACUGUCAGCUCACUAAAACUAAAAAUAAAUACAACAACGAUUUUUAAAAACAAUUUUUUAUAAUGUGAGAGGCGAUUGAGUAAUGAAACAGCGUAAAGUAGGAAAUUCUUUAUAAUUACAUUGCCAAAUUAUUCAUGGUGAAGGCACUAGGCUCGAUUGGAUCAGUAUUCCUGGGGUUAGAGACACGUACAGAGAGUUCAUUUGAAUAGAAACGCAGGAAUAAAUUACACACAAUGCUGAGGAGUUUGCAGCCAAUCUUCCAAUCAAUGAAAUCGUCUCAUUUAAUUUAAUUUACCCAAACUUUCAACAAUUUCAAUUAGUUUAUGGUAAAUUAGUUUUUUUCAAUUUCACUGAUUUUUUUGUUUGUUAAUUGGACAUUUAUCCACCCCCUAAUUGCAUUAAAAAAAUGCUCGGCUACUGAACGCAUAAUUCCGUAGUGAAAUGAUAGAAUGAGAUGAACUAAAAAAUUGCAAAUUAUUUCGUAAAUAUAUUUGGAAAAAAUACGUUCAGUGAAUUUCAUCAAUAGUAUUUUCUGCGUCGUUAUCAAAUUAAUAAUUUUUUCGAUAUAAAUUCUUGUUAAUUAUUGAAUUAUUUUCAA
This is a messenger RNA of Diachasma alloeum, 2660 nucleotides long. It is a transcript of the gene Teh2, whose product is annotated as protein tipE. Lineage: Eukaryota; Metazoa; Arthropoda; Insecta; Hymenoptera; Braconidae. Gene Ontology annotation, molecular function: sodium channel regulator activity. The coding region runs from base 1071 to 1988 and encodes 305 amino acids. The transcript has 5 exons. The record is from RefSeq and is a predicted model, not a curated record. Gene Ontology annotation, biological process: regulation of sodium ion transport.